Molecule: messenger RNA, 324 nt
Organism: Staurois parvus
Lineage: Eukaryota; Metazoa; Chordata; Amphibia; Anura; Ranidae
Source: the annotation of a GenBank genome assembly
CUAAUGUUUUCCUAUGUGUCCAUAUACACAUCUUCGUUUACAGUCGUUUACAGGCAGUUGAGUUUAAAGUCGUUUUUUGAACACAGAAAACUUGCAUUCAGGAGUAGAUUUUAUCAUGGUUUCAAAUGCCAAAUGCUUAUAAACGUAGCUAACCGCGUUUAUAAGCGUUUGUGUUUGAAAUUUUUUUUUUCAACUCUUCCAUUUCUAGAUGCUGUCCAGAGCCUUUUUUCAUCAAGAAAAAUGCAUGCUAAGCGUUUUCCCAGUGCUCAAAUAGACCUAGUACACCAUACUUUGAGGUUUCGCAUGAAAGAAAAUAUGUUAGAC